Messenger RNA from Desarmillaria tabescens, 2796 nucleotides. RefSeq lists its product as uncharacterized. Bases 1 to 2796 code for a protein of 931 amino acids. NCBI's taxonomy places the organism in Eukaryota, Fungi, Basidiomycota, Agaricomycetes, Agaricales, Physalacriaceae. The transcript has 7 exons. The record is from RefSeq and is a predicted model, not a curated record.
AUGUCACAGUGGUCACAACGGCCAGACUGGACAAUCUCAUUACUUUCCCAGCAGGGUGCUAUGAAAAUCUUCGACAUUGCAGCUGGUCCCACAGCAGUAUCCACCAGCAUCCAAGCCCCCAUCCCACGACGCAAUCUGGUAGCCACUACAUCACCUCUUUGCAGGCUCACCACCGCCGGUCUGCUUCAGGAAAACACCCCAAGGCCCAAUACUCAGGCGGUCACUCUUCCCCAACCUUUCGUCAGACCAGAAACGUCCGUCGCUGGCCUGCUAUCCCAUGGCUUCAACUCGAACACAUUCCUUGGAACGCUUCCCAUGUCAUCGAGAAACACUGCCUUCAUUGGAUCCAACACGACAGGGCGUAAGAAAGCAUCUGCCAUGCGAAUGGCAUGGGGACAUGGCGAAGCACCUACAUGUCACGUCCUCAUCUAUCCCUUUCUCAGUCCGGAGCAUCGUCAACAAGCCAUCAAGGAUGCAGAUCCUAGUGUUCAAACCGGAUACCCACUCCCCCAGUCUGACAUAUACCAUCUUGAGCAUGUCGACGUCACACCAUUUCGGGAGCACAUGCAAAAGCUUGAUCUUUGCAUCACCUUCUACACCAAUGCUAACAACAAUUACAGGAUGAUUCACAAUAAACUUCUCACGCAUAAUGCAAUGGCUGGGAAGCCCCAGAUUCUCGGCCUCAAGACUGAUGACCUGGCUAAUCUCAGCUUUCAAAACAUGGGCUGGUGUUUCCUACAGCUCAUGUCCCACAAAGGGGAUCCGUCUCUUCUCGUCGUCAACAAGAAAAUUAAUGAGGGUCAGGCCACAAUUGACCAUUUCAUCUGCCAUGGAAGCCUGGAGUCCAAGUUUCUGCCCAAACAUGGCAAAAAUCAUUCAGCUGUGCUCGGUCAGUUUACCCUGGUGAUUGCUCUGACCCGAGGCCCCAUCUGCCACAAUCUCCGAAACAGGAACUUGUAUGUGGGCGAUUUUGGACUGCAAGGAAUGCCUGACGUGGUAAGAGGAGGAAUGCAUGCCUGCUUCUCAGAGCGUGCAAUGCACAAUCUCUUGUUCGUCAUGCGACAGUGGGGCAGCAGUUUCGAUGAGAACUCCUUGCCCUCCCUACGUGCAUGCAGAGGCUUGCCACCCAAUCAUCUUGCCCCUGAGCUGAUGAUUACAGCGGGAAUCCCUCGUUGUCCCCAACUUACCGAUGACGCCACUUCACUGGCGGAAGAACCACAGCCGAACACACAGUCCAACAAGCGGCCCGCUUCUUCCAGGUCACCGCCACCCGAUCGACUUGGCAUGCGCCCCCUUUCACCGAUUGACUCGUCCAGCCAACUGCCCCCGCUGCCAUUGCCCCCCCCUUAUUAUGCCGGAGAAAUUUGGCCACAACCUCGUGAUGCAGAGCGGGUGCAAAGUCAACCCAUAUACACCUCCUGCCUGUCAGAGACCAUGAUCUCCCUCCUCCCCGACACAAUGUGCCUGAAGGGACCGAAUGUCGAAUCUCUCGCCGAUGCAGUGCUCGAACUCUGUAGAUUUUAUGCAACGAAUGCAUGGGACAAGGACAACGAGAUGUUUCUGCAGAAGAUAGAGGGCCCUCUAGCACCCCAAUUUCCUUCCUCCGACAUCCUUUGUGAAAAUUGGGAUGAGCUGGCAAAAUUUGGGAGCAUGAAGAUGAUCAUACUCCAGAGCCGGAGCCAUGGCGACGGUAUCAAUAAAAUGGUCCUCAGGGAGGCAUUGAAGAAGGCUCUUGAAAAUACCAAUCUAUACACUUCCUUGCCGAACAACUCCAAUUACUUCACAGCUACCUUUCGCAUGAGAGAUUGCACCGCGAUGGAAACUUGUCUGUGGAGAGCACAGGGUCUCCUGCUUGCUCUCUGCACUGUUACCUUCCGCAUGCCACCGCUGCCGGUGUCUCCGUUUCUCUUUCUCGCAUUGUUGACUCCACGAGGAGGAUUGGCAAAAGUCUUGGAUCUUCUAACAGGACCCGUCGUCAAGGCAUUGGAUCCUGCUACCGAAGAUUUCAUGCAACCUUGGCUCGGUUUCCAACACGCUACACCACACUACACAAUCACCCAUGAAAUAUCCUCUCCCCAGCCUUACGAUGUCGGUUUCAAGAAACCCGACCCGGAAAAGUCACAACUCCAAAAUAGGUUGGUGCUGAAGCUCAUUCUAUUGUCCCAUCCGAUGGCAGACCAGAGCAAUGGAUUUAAUGCCAUGCGGGAGGGAUUUUCUUACAAUUUCGGUCAUGACAAAUAUAUUGGAGGCCUGCCUUCGCUAUUCCGCCGAGAGCUACCCCAACUGGAGAAUCUCUUGUUGUAUCUUCACAGGAUGUAUGAUCGCAGCAUCCACUCAGCUCAGGACCUUCUAGACCUUAUCCAGUUUGACCAUGGAUGCGUCAGGACAGAUGCCUUUUGCUCAACACCAUGUGAUUGGGGUUAUGGGACACAGCCCAAUGGCGGGCAUCUCCCCCUUUAUGAAUGCGUCACCCGAGCCAUCACUGAUAAAUUGCGGAAAUACUUUGAACAAGACUUGGACCGCUGCGGGCCACGCUUCCUGGUGAUGGCGACCAGUCUGCCAUAUAUGCCUGCAGCACCCGAGGAGAAGAUCAAGUUUGUCUUGCAUGCCCCAGAUGAAUUCCAACCGCCUUCUCAAGUAUUUCGCAUGAGCACUUGCUUCAAUAUCAUCAGGCUCAAGCUCGACAUGAAAUUAUGCAGCCUUCUUGCUGGAGAGGCAACAGCACUCUUCCUCAAUUUUGAGGCUUGCUUGGACUUCUGGUUGUUCGAUGAUGAUCGAAUCGUUAUGCUCAUUUAG